GCUUAAAGAUAGCUGCGUGGAUACACCAACAUUACCUUCAGCAAUUUCAAAAAAUGGUGGAUAAGCACUCUGGCUCCUCAUCUCAGCUCAUUUGAUAUUAAUUUGUUCCGUUUGAAUAGUCAGAGAUGAAACUACCAUAGUAAACAUGUUGAUUUACGGUACCGUAUUCAGAGUGUUAUCAUUUAUCAUUCGACAUUCAAAGUGUGUGCUCUGGAGAGUAUAAUCAAGAGUUUCAUGACAUACAGGUACGUCAUUAGCAAGUUGACAGUGACAUAGAAACUAUAUACGUUCCAUCAGGUGCAUUAGUGUUCAUUAGUAUGGCCGUUGACAUGGCAUUUCCUUUUAAGAAGGUUUUUUUUUUUUUUUUUUUUUUCCAUGUUUUUUUUUAAAUUUUUUUGCCAAGUUAUUUUUCAAAGUAAACAUGGUGCACUUCUCUCAUUACUCUGUUUAGCUAGCUUUCCAAUCAUGGGCUAAUAAUAGCGUGUAAAGCAAUAUAGUGAAAAAAAAGUCUGAUCUGGUCGUAAUGGUAGGUUUGAUAUCGUCUUUUUUUGUAGGUUUGAUAUGGUCCAGGUGGAAGGUUUAAUAUGGAUGUGGUGAUAGGUUUGAUAUGGUUCAGGUGGUAGAUUUGGUAUGAUCUAGGUUGUAGGAUUUAUAUUAUCUGGGUGGUAAGAUUGAUAUGGUCCAGUUGGUCGGUAUGAUAUGGUCCAGUCGGUAGGUCUGAUAUGGUCGUUUUUGUAAGUUUGAUAUGGUCCUGGUGGUGGGUUUGAUAUGGUCCAAGUGUUAGGUUUGAUAUGGUCCAAGUGUUAGGUUUGAUAUGGUCGUUUUUGUAGGUUUGAUAUGGUCCAGGUGGGAGGUUUGAUUUGGUAGUUUUUGUAGGUUUGAUAUGGUCCAGGUGGUAGGUUUGAUAUGGUCCAGGUGGUAGGUUUGAUAUGGUGCAGGUGGUAGGUUUGAUAUGGUCGUUUUUGUAGGUUUGAUAUGGUCCAGGUGGUAGGUUUGAUAUGGUCCAGGUGGUAGGUUUGAUAUGGUGCAGGUGGUAGGUUUUAUAUGGUCCAGGUGGUAGGUUUGAUAUGGUCCAGGUGGUAGGUUUGAUAUGGUCCAGGUGGUAGGUUUGAUAUGGUGCAGGUGGUAGGUUUGAUAUGGUGCAGGUGGUUGGUUUGAUAUGGUGCAGGUGGUAGGUUUUAUAUGGUCCAGGUGGUAGGUUUGAUAUGGUGCAGGUGGUAGGUUUGAUAUGGUGCAGGUGGUAGGUUUGAUAUGGUGCAGGUGGUAGGUUUGAUAUGGUGCAGGUGGUAGGCUUGAUAUAUGUUAUAUUUGUUUAUGAUAUAUUUUCAUGACGAGCCUAAAAUAAACAGGAGGACGAUUAAAACUAUUUUAGAGCCAAUUUUCUUUUCAAGACUCUGUCAAGAACCAUGUUUUUUGGAGUCAUAACCGAUUUGUGGCCUGGUAGCCGAGCCGCACCAAGGUCGCUAAGGUGCCGCAUGCGGCUCGCCAACCAUGAUUUGUCGACCACUGGUCUAAAUAAAGCUAUGAGUAUGUAUGUGCUCAAGAAGUUGAUAUUUAUUAUAAUGUGUUCUAAAGAGAAUAACAAUAUGAAUGUGUUAUGAAGGAUAUUUUCGUUUGAAUGUGUUGCGAUUUCAAGGGUACCUGUUGAGGUAAAUUUAUAACAGAUGAAGUCUGUCAUUGCCAACUAUGCUAACAAAUAAAUGCGUACAAUGCCAACAAUCAUAACAUAUCAAGGUCAACAGGGCCAGGUAGAAAGAGAAGCAGUAGAAACAAAAAGUUUACAGUUUAAAGAGAAAAAGAUUAGAAAGGGUUUAUUUAUUACGCCUUACGUACAGAGAUUACUUCCUGCUCUUUGCCAUUGAAUCUUAACCAAAGUGAUAAGCUAGUUUAAUCAUUCCUUUUAUCUGUGCUGAUUUCAAAUGCCUACAGUUUAGAUUGCUGCCACUUGGGAAACACACUAACAAAAACGAAUUUACUAAGAAUAUUUUAUUUCUGAUUUUAUACCAAAAGAAUUGUUGUUGGUCAAGCGAAGAGCGUUGUACGAGUGGACAUCAGAACAGAAUACGACCGGACAGUUGUUUGUUGACUAUGUUCGUAAUACCUUGACGAAUUGUAAUUCUAUUUAGUAUAAUGUUGUCAGGUAAGCCGCUGGAAAGUUUUCACAUCUGUUUUUAUUGAAUGUUGUUAAACUUUUUCAAAAAUGUCAUUGUUAUAAGAGCGUGCUGUAAAGAUUUAAUCAAAGUGAAUCUCUUUAGAUUAUGACCACAGGUACUAACGACCACAGGUACUAACGACCACAGGUACUAACGAACACAGGUGUGCUCAGUAUUUGAUGAAACAUACUGAUUCUAUUGCCAAUAUUCUAGCCAUUAAAAGUUAUCAAUGGCUAAUUAGAUCUCUAUAAAAUUAAAAUGUUACAUUUUGUAUUUUAACGAUAAAUGUUUGAAGUUUAAGAGUUUCAGCUGCAGCGAUGUCAUGAGACAUAGAAUUGGAUUAAAAUUUAAAAGAAAGUGUUUCAUUGUAAUAUGUGCAUAAAUGAUUAUAAUAAACCGAACAUAAUCCAUUAGAAGUUGUUAGAUAUGAAAACCCCAAACAUGUUGCAUUCUAUCGUCUGCCUUUUAAAAGUCUAACUCAUUGUUUAUGAUAAGUUAUAAAAGGAAUACAAUUAUUUCAUGUCUAAUCUCUUUGAAAGGGGGGAGAACUGUCAAAGUAAGUGGCAGCGUAUUGUAAAUUUAAUACUUUGAACGUAGGGGACAACUGAUUGUGCAUAAUGUCUCUUUAAUGCAGGGGCCAACUGGUUGUGAAUUAAGUCCCUUUUAAUAUAAGGGCAAACUGAUUGAGAAUAAAGUACUUUAAAUGUAGGGGUCAACUGGAUGUGAAUUAAGUCCCUUUAAUGUGGGGAUCAACUGCUUGUGAAUUAAGUCCCUUUAAAUGUAGGGGUCAACUGGUUGUGAAUUAAGUCCCUUUAAUGUGGGGAUCAACUGCUUGUGAAUUAAGUCACUUUAAAUGUAGGGGUCAACUGGUUGUGAAUUAAGUCCCUUUAAUGUUGGGAUCAACUGCUUGUGAAUUAAGUCCCUUUAAAUGUAGGGGUCAACUGGUUGUGAAUUAUGUCACUUUUAAUAUAAGGGCAAACUGAAUGAGAAUAAAGUACUUUAAAAGUAGGGGUCAACUUAAGAUGAGAUAAGUCCAGUCAAUGUCACAGUUUAAAUGACGAUUUUAAAUUCUACAUACUUUUUUAAACAAAUACAACGAUAAAACAUGUUUAUUUUGUCCGUAUCUAAAUCUAUUGAAUAUUGAAAAUCUCUCGAUUUUUAACGAAUAUCAAGAAUUUCUAAAAUGAUUCUUUCAAUGUAAACAAACAAUUUGAUAAAGCUGCAUCACUGCAUCAUACUACAUAAUGUUGAGUUUUUGGUAGACUAAGAUUAUUUGAGAACAAUAACUGAAUUUUUAAUGUUAUUUAUUUUUUUUUGGUAGCAAAGUAACCAUAACAAGGAGGUGAUAAUGCUGGAACAGAAAUGUUGAUAAUCGCACUUACACUUGGACUUCCUAUAGCAACCAUUGUUAUCAUCUUGAUAUGUGCGUUUAAACACAGACAGCAGCUGCAAGAGCCAAAAGUAACUGGAUAUGACAGGGUUGUCGUACCCGCACCCCUUGAGGACCCUAACUAUGAGCAAGUCGUUUUAUACGGUGUGUAGCAGUUUAUGUGCUCCAUAUAUCAAUUGCGACAUGUGUGUCUAGAUAUGUGUGAUGGAAAUACGUGUGUAUACAUAUAUAUGUGUGGAAGCAUAUCUCGUUUAUGUUGGUAACCUGUGCGCCUUGGUAUUCGUGAUGGCAAGCUGAGUUGUUUUUCAUAUAUGUGCGUGUCUUUCUGUGUGUUAUGACAACUUUUGAAUCGCGAUAUAUUAUGCGAUGGCAAACUGAUGUCUUGGUAUGUGAGGGCAACAUGUAUGUCUCUGUUUAUGUGAUGCCAACAUGUAUGUCAUAAUGUAUCCGACGGGAACGUGAGUGUCUCGUGUCAGUAUAGAAUGGAAUGGCUUGGUGCAUCAUUUCAUGCAGAUUAUAGCCGUUAUGCAAACAUCAUAUCAGAUAGGCUUAAACAAGUUUAAACACAAAUUAACACGUUAAUAAACUGAGCACAAAAUAUUUUCUACAUUAUUUAACGUACAGUCAUAUUUUGUAUACAUACAUGGAUAUAUUUGAAAACCGUAUAUUUAACUUUUACAUUAAUAAUUUAUUCUAUGUACACGAUAUUAAUAAUGUAGAUAUGACACUUUUAAAAUUAAAGUUACAUUUACAUGAAUUACAAGUAACUUAUUAUUAUCUCUCGUCACGUAAUAACUUGUAGUUAAUUUUCGAAUGGUUGACAUCUAUAUUAAAAUGACAGAUAUUCUUUACAUCAAACAAAUUAAGCAGCUUCACUAUUCCUAAACAAAGUAAAUUUAUUAUUGAUACAUUUCACUGUACAGCAGAUUCAAACAAGCAUUUUUUUUUAAAGAUGUGUUGUCUGUUUAGAUCAAAACACGAACUCUUCAAAGGCCAACCAAAUAAAUAUAAAAGCCACUUUCUCAGAUAUUUAAAUACUUAAAUAAUUUUAAAUGGACACCUAUUUACCCCCCCCCCCCCCACCACUCCACUCCACCCCCACCGGAGCACCAUAUAGGGGUUACUUACAAUAAAAAAUUUAAGCAACUAAUUUAUGAAAGUUUGCAAUUUCUUGACAUAAUCCUCGUUUUUCUAUAAAGUGAUUUCCAAAUCCAUUUAUUUCUCUUCUCACAGACAUGCCCACAGACCCACAUAUUCACGGAACGAUUGCUGCUACACAUGAUACUCAGAUUAGACCACAAAAGGCCAGUAAAAAAUUACCCCGAAGUGAUUCGAAAGAGCGAGUCAGCGUAGAGACUAUAGGAAGAGAUACCCAAAUAACUUUAGACGAUAACAAUAGUCGAUGGAAAUUUUUAAAAUCGAAAAUAGUGCGAAAUUCUAAGAAAAAAAAGCGAUCAAAUCAUCACCCAUCACCUGGGACCGUGGGUCAGAAUCAUGCAAAGGUACAUUAUUAUUCGAAUACUGAAGGGACAAUUAAAUUCAGCAUCGAUAUUUAGCAUGUGAAAUUGAAUUCCUUUCGACAACGCACUGUGAAUGGUGGAAGCUUUGUAACAACAGUUUUUGAGGAUUUAAACUCGUCUGUUUUUAUUAUAUUUAAAAUUUAAAAAAAAUAUUUUAAUUAUUUUUUGUCAACCAUUUUGAUUCUGUGAAAUAUUUUAUGGCCAUUCAUUAAUUUAAACAAAAAAUAGUUGCUAAUGAUUUUUGUCCAAUAUUCUUCUAAUUCCAUGGUAUAACUUUUGAAUAAAUAAAAUUAUUUAGUUAAUUUAACAGCAACACAUUGUGAUUCUAGUAAAAUAUGUUGUGAUGGUAUAGUUAAAAUGAAACCGGUUAACAAUGGCUAACAUAUGGAUGUACAGAGAGCCUUAUAUGUGUCAUUGACCGUUUAUAUGUUUUGGAUAGGUAACUGAUGAUAAGAUAUUAUAAAUAUAUAGAGUAGUAAAGUAAUUUAAUAUAUCAUAGAUAUAGACUUCUAGUCUAGAACAGUUGAAGUGAUGUAACAUAUCAUAGAUAUAGACUAUUAGAGUGAUGUACCGUAUCAUAGAUAUACACCAGUGAAAGUGAUGUAACAUAUCAAACAUAUAGACCAGUGGAAGUGAUGUAAAAUAUCAUAGAUACAUACUAGUAGAGUGAUGCACCUUAUCAAAGAUAUAGACUAGUAAAGUGAUGUUAACAUACCGUAUGUAUAGACUAGUAAAUUGAUGUUGAAAGUUACUAUUUAAAGAAAUGAAAUGGUGAAACGAAUGUAAAUGUGUGUGUGUGGCUCACGUGAUAGCUAAAUCAUUUGAAUAACACUUGCCUAUAGCAAUCUCAUUGACUGCAGUGCAGUGUUGUUACAUUUUCAUAUUUACACUUAUGAUCAUCAUAAAUAUAACAUAGAUAUUCUAGUAAAGGUUUGCUAAGUCAGGAUAUUGAUUUUCCCUUAUUACUUCUUGUUUGGUUUUGGGAUCUGAAUAUUUGGGGGAAGGGGGUGACAACUUCUGCUCUGUCAUUAAGGCACCUACAAUCACUCCAGGUAAGUGUUGAAUUUAUAUGAAAUCGAUAUAGACUAGUAAUACUAGCAAUGGUGAACGUAUUUGUUUUAGUGUAUACGUGACAUUUGGUGUGUAAAUAUUUUUCAAAGAAACUGUUCUUUUUAUGUUUAAUAGGUACAUCAUUUGUAAGACCUACGAUCAGAUAAGUUAAGAUUCUUUUAUUGAUCCAAAUAAAUGAAUAUGUUUUUUUAUUACAUUGUA
This is a messenger RNA of Lymnaea stagnalis (great pond snail), 6335 nucleotides long. The record is from the annotation of a GenBank genome assembly. NCBI's taxonomy places the organism in Eukaryota, Metazoa, Mollusca, Gastropoda, Lymnaeidae.